GUCUUUCUCUCCCCUCGCAAUCCGAUACAAUGCCCCCUCCACACCCCAAGGUGGUUAUCAUCCACCCCGACCUGGGCAUCGGCGGGGCCGAGCGCCUCAUCAUCGACGUGGCCCUCGCGCUGAAGAACCGCGGCCACGAGGUCACCAUCUACACAUCACACUGCGAUCCCACACACUGCUUCGAGGAAGCGCGCGAUGGCACACUCGACGUGCGCGUACGUGGAAACACAGUCUUCCCCGCCCACGUCUGCGGACGACUCUACGUACUCAUGGCCAUCUUGCGCCAACUCCACCUGACCGUCUCCGUGCUCCGCGAACUCGCCGCCAAGCAAGACAACAUCUUCAUCAUCGACCAAGUGCCCGCCUGCAUUCCCAUUCUUCGAGCGUUCGGCCCGCGCCAACAACAACCGUCUACCAAGCAGCGCAUCCUCUUCUACUGCCACUUCCCGGACCAGCUCCUCUCGCGGCGCAGCGAAGGCAGCCGCUUGCUGCAGCUCGCGAAACACCUCUACCGGUACCCGUUCGACCACUUCGAAGGGUGGGCCAUGAGCGCCGCCGACCAGGUCGUCGCCAACUCGCGCUUCACGCGCGGCGUUAUCGCCUCGGUCUUUGGCGCGGGGCGCCUCGGCGACGUGCGCGUCGUGUAUCCUUGCGUUGAUAUAGAUACCUUCACGGGAGGGAAGGAGAAGGACUUCCAGACCGACGAUGACGAGACCGCGCAGCCUCUGUGGGACGGGCUGAAAAUCUUCCUGAGUAUCAACCGGUUCGAGCGCAAGAAGGACCUGGGGUUGGCGAUCCGGGCGUACCACGGGUUAGGGGCGGAGGGACGACGAGGGACGAGGCUCGUAAUCGCUGGCGGCUACGACAACCGCGUCUCCGAAAACGUGGAAUACAAGCACGAGCUAGAAGCACUGUGCACGAAGCUGGGACUCGAAACAGCGACCGCGCAAAGCAUGAUCACAGCGCUGGGGGUCCCGAACACAGUCGACGUGCUAUUCCUGCCGUCCGUGCCGACAGGAUUCCGAGACACGCUGCUAGCGCAGGCCCGACUGCUGGUGUACACGCCGAUAAACGAGCACUUCGGGAUCGUGCCGGUGGAGGCGAUGCGGGCGGGGGUGCCUGUGCUAGCGUCGAACACGGGAGGGCCGCUGGAGUCGGUCGUGGAGGGGGAGACGGGGUGGUUGCGGGAUGCGACGCGGGCGGAGGAGUGGACGGAUGUGAUGCGGGAGGUGCUGGGGUGGGCGGAGGAGGACGGUAGGGCAGCGCGUAUGGCUGCGACGGCGAGGGAGCGCGUGCGGGGGCGUUUUCGUUGA
This is a messenger RNA of Aspergillus campestris IBT 28561, 1313 nucleotides long. Its product is annotated as GDP-Man:Man(1)GlcNAc(2)-PP-dolichol alpha-1,3-mannosyltransferase. NCBI's taxonomy places the organism in Eukaryota, Fungi, Ascomycota, Eurotiomycetes, Eurotiales, Aspergillaceae. The transcript has 2 exons. The coding region runs from base 30 to 1313 and encodes 427 amino acids. Gene Ontology annotation, molecular function: alpha-1,3-mannosyltransferase activity; GDP-Man:Man(1)GlcNAc(2)-PP-Dol alpha-1,3-mannosyltransferase activity. The record is from RefSeq and is a predicted model, not a curated record.